AUGACCCUGGACACUGAUUUAAUGGAUGACCUCGUUGUCGACGUGGUUGGAGAGGGUGGCAAGGAGUCUGGAGAUGAACAUCUUUCGACCUCCGCUCUUUCUGCAUCCGACCAGGUACAUAAGAAGGAGGAUAAGGACCACGUCCCAUCUUCCAUAUGUCCCUCAAGCUCGAGCAAGAGCGCUUCGGUGAAACCGCCCUAUUCCUACAUCGCUUUGAUCACCAUGGCCAUCCUCCAGAGCCCAAAGAAGCGUCUCACCCUCAGCGAGAUAUGCGACUUCAUCAGCCACCGGUUCGUGUACUAUCGAGAAAAGUUCCCAGCCUGGCAGAACUCCAUCCGACACAACCUCUCCCUAAACGACUGCUUCGUGAAAAUGCCACGCGAGCCCGGUAAUCCCGGGAAAGGGAAUUACUGGACUCUGGAUCCCAAUUCAUCGGAUAUGUUUGAGAGCGGAAGUUUCCUGAGGAGAAGGAAGCGAUUUAAGCGGCAGCACUUCAAAUUUGGUGUGUUCAAAGAUCAGGCGCUGCAGCCGUGUGGCUUUCCGAACCUUGGCUACGGCGCGUAUGGGCUCAGCGCGUCCUGCGCUCGUUUACCGGGUCUGGAUAUCUACCCGUUUUGCUUCCAUCAACCCAUCGGUGUACCACCUGUUGGGAGCAUUUUACCGGCUCUGUCCACGCUUUUCUCGAGGAACUCUGUCACAGCCAAGUCUUUCCAACAGUCCCAAACAGUGGCCAUCGAGCCUGUCACCCCGGGUCUCGCCUGCGCAAUGGCCCCGACCUCUCCAUACGCGUCUUCAGCACUGUUCAAUCCAGUGGGCUUCCCUCGGGUCGUCAAUUUUCAGUGCGAGUACCAGAAGCUGCAAGAUGUGCACAGCCACGUGGAUUUGUCCACUAAACACAGACACCUAGCUUGUGUCAAUGACUAGCAGCGCAUAUUUUGACACGAAGCUAUUGUUUUUUUUCUCAGGAAUUAUUUCAUUUAUCCCGAGGUAUAACAGUGUGUACAGCAUCGCGUCGAAUGUUUGCGAACUUUUGAGAUUAGUUUUUGUCAGGAAUU
This is a messenger RNA of Sinocyclocheilus rhinocerous, 1055 nucleotides long. RefSeq names its product forkhead box protein D2-like. Gene Ontology annotation, molecular function: DNA-binding transcription factor activity, RNA polymerase II-specific; RNA polymerase II cis-regulatory region sequence-specific DNA binding. Bases 1 to 924 code for a protein of 307 amino acids. The transcript has a single exon. Lineage: Eukaryota; Metazoa; Chordata; Actinopteri; Cypriniformes; Cyprinidae. Gene Ontology annotation, biological process: anatomical structure morphogenesis; regulation of transcription by RNA polymerase II; cell differentiation. The record is from RefSeq and is a predicted model, not a curated record.